Messenger RNA from Hirsutella rhossiliensis, 675 nucleotides. Its product is annotated as tetraspanin. The record is from RefSeq and is a predicted model, not a curated record. Lineage: Eukaryota; Fungi; Ascomycota; Sordariomycetes; Hypocreales; Ophiocordycipitaceae. Bases 1 to 675 code for a protein of 224 amino acids. Gene Ontology annotation, cellular component: membrane. The transcript has 3 exons.
AUGCCCAACAAAGUUUUCCUCGCCGCGCUGGCGGCCGACGUUGUCUUCCUCAUCACCGGCUGCCUCGAGCUUGGCUUCUCCCUCGUCGUCCGCAGCCAGCUCUUCAACAAUCCCCAGGACGGCCAGGAAGCCGUCCGUAAUCUUCUCUACCAGAGUUUCCCGCUCAUCGCCGGCAUCGUCAACGCCAGCUUCAUCCUGGCCGCCUCCGUCUUCACCCUCAUCGGCCUCAUGUCCCCCAUGAGGGGCUUUCUCAAGGCCGGCGGCUACACAGUCGCCUUUUGCGGCCUCUUCACCCUCUGCGUCGGCGUCUUCCUCUGGGUCAGCACCCUCAAGAUCAAGGAAACCUUUUUCCCCGUCUACGUGGCCCAGGAUCCGACCGUCCAGCAGCUCAUACAGACGUCGUUUACCUGCUGUGGCUACUUCAACCACACCACGCCGGCCUUUGUCACCGACGCCAUCUGUCCCAGUCCCGCUGCCGCCGCCCUCCUCCGCGGGUGCGGAACCGCCAUCUCCAACUUCUCCAACAUCUUCAUCGACAACAUCUUCACUGCCGUCUUUGGCAUGGUCGGCAUGGACGCCAUCCUCAUUCUCGCCAUCGCCUGCCUCCUCAAGGACCGCAAAGAGCGCGAGCGAUACCGCCACAUCGAUGAGAAGACUGGCUUCCGCCACUUCUAG